Molecule: messenger RNA, 2799 nt
Organism: Aspergillus pseudotamarii
Lineage: Eukaryota; Fungi; Ascomycota; Eurotiomycetes; Eurotiales; Aspergillaceae
Exons: 5
Coding region: 1-2799 (932 amino acids)
Source: RefSeq, a predicted model, not a curated record
AUGUCCGACCCAUUUUCGAUUGCAGGAGGUGCAGUCGGCAUCAUUUCGCUUGGUAUUCAGCUGUGUAAGGAGAUUAUCUCCUACGCGGCAGCAUGGCGAGGCCACGACGACGAUAUUCAGGCCGUUGGUAUGAAGGCUGAAGAACUACAAACAGCCUUGAAAGCACUACACGAAAUCGUGGAGGGUGUCCGACUCACCGAUCCUGCGGUUGCGAGAGACCUCAAUCAGAAGGCCAUAAGCCUUCAGUGUCAGAUAGAAAAGGUCAAGAGACAUAUAGACCAGUACAGGCCUGCUCUGCCUGAUAGUAGCAUCAGCAAAUUUCGCAAUAAACUCAAGAAAGCCGCAUAUCCGAUUACUGCGCGAGAUGCUUUAUGCUCUAUGAAGGCUGAUAUGGACAGUAUGCAGUCAACUAUACAGACAGUACUAGCUAUAUUCAAUGCUCAGAAGGUGCAGAAGUCCGAGAGUAGACAAGAGAAAAUGUUCCAACUUAUCGAAGAGAUGCAUCUUGCCAUGAGGAGCGCGUCACCAGGGACCAUACCAGCGCCAGGACUACUUCGAUCAUUCUGUGAUCGACAUGUGGAAUAUAAAGAGGCAGCCAGCCAAUAUUCACAAUUGAUUUCAAAGAACGGAGUUGAAGGUGACCCAACUUACAAGGCGUGGUAUGCCGCUCAGCCCUCGCUAGGGUCUGUUCACCGAAGCAAACGAAAGUUUCGAGCAAAGCUCGUGGAGAAGUCUUAUCAAUAUCACAGUUACUGGCUAAAUCGUGCUAUCGCCCUGUCAUACUCGGUUUCAACAGGAGCCGGAGGGUUUUCAUUUGCACCUGUUUUAGGAGUACAAACAAUUCGAGGAGAACAUAGCUGGGUCGCCCAACGACUUCGCAUGUUCAACACAUUCGAUCAUCUAAUCUUUCCUCUAUAUGACGGAAACUUGGAUGAUUUGGUCCAUGAAUUUCAGAAUGCAUUUCAUGAUAGAUCAGCUGCCCCAUCUGACAUAGUGAGUUAUGGAGGCUAUUGUCGAGAGCCAGCAUAUUCACUCGUGGAUUCUUUCACCCCCAUCCUUGCUGGGCAGGAACGUCAUAGUGUGUAUAGAUUUGUCCACUUUAUGAUUGAAUGUGGGUCGAUUCCAAAUAACACCUUUUCACUUGGAGUUCUAAGCCAGCUGUGCUCUGAAUUUCGCUGGGUUGGACGCGAUUACACUUUCGCGUCGCACUUGAUUGAUCUUGGGGGACCUAUCACGUUUCUACCACGCACGCGGCUUGGAAGACAUAACAUGAAGGGCCUUCUACUUAUGGAUGAAGAUUACAUCAAGCUCCCAGAUAUAGGAAAGAUCAUCCUUCGGGAAUCAGAUCAAGAGCUUAGAGAAGCACUUAACCGGAACACCGCACAGCCUGAUCAAAAGAUUAGGGCUCUAUUGCUGCUUGAAUUGGCGAUUGGUUGGCCUCUAGGGGUACAUAUUCUUAUGGAAUUCGGGGCGAACGCCAAAGCAGUUUCUCUUGGCUGCGCCUGCUACCCCCUUUGCGACACUGAUGAUGACGAUUGCGAUGCCUAUUGUGCAUCCAUCACCCCAUUGCUCAAAGCUGGAUGUAAGUUCGAUGCGUAUGACAUCUUUUCUUGUAGAUCCAAGACAGUAAGGUCACUCUUAAUUCAAGAGCUGGCCAGACGACGAAGAAAGCUGUGGGACCUGGCUCAAUCUAACCUGCCGCCGAAUAAAGCUAUUGAGUUUUACACCCGAGACGAUUCAAUUAUCGAUGCCCAAGCCGCUAGCUUGCAUGCUGAACUUCUUGCACAAGGAUGGGAGAUCGAUUGUUCUUUGCCGGUCGAUUGCCAAACUGGCGGACGGUCUCUUUACCAUUGCCGUGAAGCUUUCACCGAAGCAAGUGAGGAGCUAUACCGAGCUGGCUUUCGAGAUAUCGAUAUUCGCGAUAACUCUGGCUUUACACCCUUGAUGCUGUUUAAUUCAGCCCCAUGGAUGAAUAUGGAUCCGUUCCAACGCAAGAUUGAAAUGUGCAUAUGGCUUGUUUCCAAAGGAGCAAAUUUGGCCGAAUUGUUGCCAAACUCCAACGCGACAGUUGCUCAUCACAUUAGCUCGGUAGUUGUUGAAAAGGUUUUUCGAGUCAUCCAGGGUGACUACCGGUAUGGAACAAACAAUUGGCCCAGAUUCGAGGCACUUAUCACAGGACACAAGCAUACUGUUUUCUUUGUCCCUUAUGGUCGGGAUGAUUGUGUCUGUGGAUGUUGUCUUGGUGGUUGUACUACUGUUUCGGUGGCACUUCGAAAGGCCACUAGAAUGACUGCCAUGUUUUGUGAACUCGCUCUGGGAGAGCAGUCCGGUCUUUUCCGCCGAGUCUACCAACAAGUUCUUUCAUGGACCAACUCCCGAUCGGGGUUUGCUCAGGCCAUUAUCAGGUUUUUUACGUUUGAGGCAUUGCGGUUAAGGCAUACGUGCUGCACUGAAAUCGAUCAUAUCCCAGAAUUUGGAUGGAAAAACGCUAGAGAUCGGACAGAAAUAGAACGCAUUCGGGAGGAAGACCAACAAGGCCUCCACGAACUCGAACAGCUUGUUUCUGAGUUUGAAAUCCGCUUCAACGAACUGGGGCUGCCUAUCAGGGAGUUUAUGAGUCGUUAUUGGUAUACUCGAAUGGUUGGACUUCUCUCGAAUCGUGGCCCUUACGAUGAAGAAUAUCACCAGCAGACAAGAAGUCUUGGUGUGUUUCUGAAUGCCGACGAAAACACCGUUCCUGAUGUUGUUACUUGGUUUGGUUCUCCCAUUGAGUUGGAUUCAGACUGUCAGACCACGUAG